AUGACCCAAAGGGGUGGUUCCACCGGUGAAUGUCAACAAUCACAUUGGGGAAUGUUCGGAAAUGUUUGUUGCAAUGGUGACUCUGAAACGUGCAGCUACUGUCGCCUGUCGGAGAGUAGUGACACGUACGAAUGUCCCGACAGCACGGACGACGAGAGAUCCUCUUCAUCGUGCGACAACACCAGGAGACCUCGUCUCACUCGAGCACUUUCAAUCGACCACAACACUCCUUCGAAGUCUCGUCCUUUGAGACGUUCUUCUCCCGGAGAGUAUCUGCGACACAAAAGAGACCAGAUGGAGAAGUUGCGCAACGAGAGGCUUCACUCUCCCGGUCGCAAACAACGGACCCACUUCCACGGGAGCGAUUCUGAUUCCCGGAAGCAGAGGUCCAGCCAUCCUGUUUCUCCCUCACGAAACCGCCAGAGACCCUCUUAUAGACGGAGUGUCUCGGAAGAACCAAACACAACUCAGCAGAUCCAAAGAGAAUCUUCCAGCGGAUCGAACUCUGAGGGGAAGCUAGAAACAUCGUUUUCGAGAACGAAUCACUUCAAAGGAAGUGACCCAUCGGGAAUCGCCACUCUCAGGAAAUCCAGUAGCCGAGAGAGAAAUGGGUCCAGCGUGGUUUGGAAUCACCCUGCGGACGAGUCGACACCCUUCGUGACUGCCACUUUCUCGUGUGCGGUGUGUGAAUGCGACAUUCCCUUCACGAACUGCGCCCUGUGCAGUGCAGAACAAUCAUUUGGGAGUGUGACCGGUGAGUGCGAUGUGUUCGCGAGCAAUGAUUCCAAACAAGUCGAAGUCAUUCCUCAGGAUUCGAAAGAUAAGGAAGAGUUGGAGGAAUUUUACGACAAUCCAAAGCCAACGAGCAGUCCGAAACUGAGGAGAUCUCCGGAAGAAAGACGAAUCCAGUUGACGUCCAAAGGAAAGAGCUUCAACCAGGAAGAGGAUGCAGCACACUCAGAGAGACGGAGGAGUAUCCAACUGCGGAAGUACAACUCAGAGCCAGCACCCGAUAGAGAGACUUCUCCUCCCACGAGCAGAGAGAGCCAGUCAGACAUCCGUAUCUCAUCUACAGAACACCCAAGAUCCGAGAGCUGCAGCAGCAGAAAAAGCGGUUUUCACAUUGCAAAGGAGAGUUCAAGAACAGAUGAUGAAACUUGUAGGAGUUCGUGCUCGACAACCCUUGAAGAUGAGUCAUCGAUGAAGAGUCGCGCCCUCUCUCCUGAAAUUCUUGUCGAUGAUAUAAACUCCAGAAAGAGUCCCAACUACCUCGUGCCGGAGUUUGUAUUUGAGCCUGAAAUCAUUCAUAAAGCAAAUCCCCUGGUGGAUGAAGCGGAAGUGGACAUGCUGCCAUCGGCUAGGGAAGCCUUCCGGCGCUUGUCCACCGAUGAGUACUUGUCCACUGUGAGUAUCCACGAGGCAGCUGGAAAAGGUGACCUCCAUGUCGUUAAACUCCUCACCAAGAAGGACACAAAACAAAUGGAAACUGUUGAUGAGAGAGGUUGGACACCCAUUCAUCUUGCAGCAGCUCAUGGACAUUCAGAAGUUGUUAAGUAUUUGGCUGGAGAGGGUGCCCACCUGUCAGCUUUAGAUCCGAGCAGUUAUACUGCCCUCCAUCUGGCAUCCAUGAAUGGUCACAAUCAUGUGCUCGAGGUUUUGCUACCGAUGGGUGUAGACGUUGAUUCUAUUACUGCUGAAGGAUUCUCCGCUCUGCAUCUGGCUGUUAUGAAUGGUCACUUGGAGUGCAUCUCAACUCUUCUGCAGUGGGGCGCUAGUCUUGAAAAAAGGGACGCCCUAGGCAGGGGCGUCUAUGAAAUGGUGGAAGAGUACAAUUUAGAUGAUGUGGCUGUUGUUCUGAGGAAAUUCCACAAGCAACUACACAACUUCAAACAUGUUCUGGAUUACAUGAAGAACAGGAAGGAAGACAGGAGUACGUCAGAAAUCCCUCAAGAAUUCAUGGAUAUUUUAGCUUCGAUUGCGGAAGAAAGCGGAACCGAAUGACAGAUGGGGCGUGGCUUAUAAAAGCUCACGCCCUUUUUUGAAGCGGCCUGGAUUUGAAUCUCCAGUCAACUAUCCAACAGCCCAAUAUGAGCUUGAAUUGCAGAGCAAAACGUUAUAAAUCAGUGAGAAACAAAAGCACACACUUUUUUCUUCUUUUUUUAAUACAGUAUUCUGAAAGGAAAAAAAAAUCAACAACACAAGUGGAGCGUUCUGCUCCAACACUUUUGAACUAGAUUUUGAUUGAUUUAGAUUUUCAGAAGUCUAAUAUUUUUAAAAUAUUUGAUAAAGAAAUGCAAAAGUAUCUAAUUUUUGUUAAACUCUCUCAAUGACAUCACAACAAUAAUGGGAACAGGAAAAUACACACAAGUGAUAACAAAUGAAGAAUUUAUUUUCAAUAGCUUCUAGUCACCAAUUCUAGAGUUCUUGCGAGAUUGAAGUGUCUUCUGAUGGAUUAUUUAUUAACUUAUCUUCUACAUAUCAUUCUAUUCAACUUUUUCUCAACAUGUUUCGAUACUCAUACACGAUAUGAAAUUCUUUUUGUGACUUGGUAGAAUUAGAUCCAUGCAUAGAUAUUUCUUAAUACUGAAGGACAAUCAAUCUGUUUUACAUUUAAACCCUAAUUAAUGUACAACAAAUUAAUUUAAAAAAACUGUUUUUGAACGAUAAGUGCAAGACGUAGGAACACAAAAGUAACAAUCAUGGAAUUUUAAAGUAGUUAGAAACUAUGUAUUAAAUCCAUUUUAAAUGGCGAUUACGUAUGACAUAGUGUCUUGGAAAUCUUAACAUUUUUAGCUCAGAGUUCUGUAAACGGAUUUCUUUCGUGUAAAAUGGUGUAGAAACGUUGACACUAUAUCAAAUAGUGCGCUAAUUUCCCAGUAAGUGGAGCUGAAGCUCAAGAAAUGUUCAUACUUUUCACUGCAGCUUUUAAGAUUUUACUAUUUUUACAGCUGAUAAAAGAAUCACGUAACCGAUUAGACUAAUCAUUCUGUUUAUUUGUGUUCAGAUUAACAACUUUGGGGAAUCGGAACACGAAAUCAAAAACGGAAAAUUUUCAUUUUCAUUGAGUUUGUGCAAAAGACGAACUUACAUUCAAUGGUUUGUCCUAUUAAAACAUCAUUUACCCUAAACAGAAAGUGUCCCUUUUGUCGCUAGUUUUUGACUGUUUUCAAAGUUUCUUUCAGCCAGAUUCGUUUUCCAGAAAUGCCAAUUGCUCCGGCUGCGGGUGGGUGACCACUUGGAUCAGUCUGAGCAGGGACCGAGGGUGUGCGGAAUUGGUCCUCGUUAAACUGUUAUAUCGUAA
Parasteatoda tepidariorum (common house spider) is the source of this 3301-nucleotide messenger RNA. Lineage: Eukaryota; Metazoa; Arthropoda; Arachnida; Araneae; Theridiidae. The record is from RefSeq and is a predicted model, not a curated record.